CUGGCGAGCGUGACUGGACGUCAAUGUUUAUGUAGCCUCUCUAUGUCGGUGUAACAGCAGCAAGGUCUCUGCAAUGUGAUUUCCUGACACUGAUUUGUUGUCGCCGCAUUCAAAGCCCGCAGUUUUUUUCUCCCGUUAUGCUGCAGCCUCUAUCAUGGGGCACCACUAGCCGGUGAAAGACGGAGGAGACGGAGGAAAACGCCGGGAUGGCAGGCGCCUUUGGCUUCAAAGGCUGCCAGAAAAUUCGCGGUACGCAAAUUCGAGGUCUCCUCGAAGCUAAGGACUUCUUCCUCUUCGACUGCGAUGGGGUCAUCUGGCACGGAGAGAACGCGAUCAGCGGCGCGGCGAAGGUGGUGAACGCUCUGAUCCGCCGCGGGAAAAACGUGGUGUUCGUCACCAACAACAGCACCAGGCCCCGGGAGAAUUACAUGAACAAGUUCACCAGGCUGGGCUUCACCGAGGUGAUGCUGGAGCAGAUCUUCAGCUCCUCCUACUGCUCGGCCCUCUACCUGAGGGAUGUGGUGAAGGUCCGCGGUCAGGUGUUCGUCAUCGGCUGCGAGGGGCUCCGCAGGGAGCUGCUGGAGGCGGGGAUCCCCUGCGUGGAGGAGGCAGAUGACCCGGAGGCCACCAUCUAUGACUGCGCCCUGGCUCCGGACGUCAAAGCGGUGCUGGUGGGACACGACGAUAAACUGACUUUUCUUAAACUGGCCAAAGCUUCCUGCUACCUGAGGGACCCGGAGUGUCUGUUCCUGGCCACCGACAACGACCCUUGGCACCCGCUGUCCAGUGGGCGGAUCCUGCCAGGUUCUGGUUCCCUCACCGCUGCCAUUGAGGUGGCGUCAGGCCGUAAAGCAACUGUGAUCGGCAAGCCGAGCCGCUUCAUGUUCGAGUGCAUCUCCAGCCAGUUCAGAGGCGUGGAUCCUGCCCAGUGCCUCAUGGUCGGAGACCGACUGGAGACGGAUAUGCUGUUUGGGUUCAACUGCGGCCUGGACACCAUGCUCACCCUUACCGGUGUGUCUCAGAUCGAGGAGGCCCAGGAGUACAGAGACAGUGAGCAGACCACCAACCGCAGCUAUGUGCCUGACUACGUGGUGGACACCAUCGCCGACUUCCUCCCAGCUUUUGAGGAAAUAGAAGAGCAGACAGAUUGACAGCAUUCGGCCUACCGCACAGAUUGCUUCUGCUACAUUUCAAGUGCAAUGCUGAGUCCUACACUCGCACAAAAUUGUUCCACCCGAGAAGUAAAAAAAAUCAUAGUAAUGGUGUGAGCAACGCACACAAGACAAACAUGUAAAUAAUGAUUAACCCAUUCAUUCCUCAGUGUUUCUCGUGUUGUGGCUACUUGUGACUGAACGUUUUGUUGUUGCUGUGUUAAAUGAAUAUGCUGCUCUUUGUUUAUAAAGUCCAUUGGUAGAAUUUGAUAUUAGGGUUUUAAAACAUACCUUAUUUUUUGUAAAACCACGAAUUAUUCUAAAUUCAUGCGUUUAGGAGAUGGUGUCUUUUGCCAAAAGGCUUGUGAAUGCUAAAUAAAUUAGUCCAAACUUGACUGGCUGAGUGAGGAGACGAAGGUAAAAACAUGCCACUCUGUUAGAAAAGUGUCUUACCAUCACAUCAGCCCCAUUGUGCCAACAUUCCUCCAGGUAAUGACCAGCUUGCUGGAGUUUGUACUAAGAGACCGCCAUUGUUAAUGGUGGCUGGUGUUAGCGCACUGCUGUGGGAAUAUUAACGUUGUGAAUGUUUUACCAUAUAAAGCAUGCCAGAAUCAUUAUCAACAAUAGAAUACCUGAGGAAAUUAAAUAUUGUUCAUCUGAUCAACA
This is a messenger RNA of Cyprinodon tularosa, 1817 nucleotides long. Its product is annotated as pyridoxal (pyridoxine, vitamin B6) phosphatase. Gene Ontology annotation, cellular component: cytoplasm. Bases 207 to 1151 code for a protein of 314 amino acids. Gene Ontology annotation, molecular function: phosphatase activity. The transcript has 2 exons. The record is from RefSeq and is a predicted model, not a curated record. Lineage: Eukaryota; Metazoa; Chordata; Actinopteri; Cyprinodontiformes; Cyprinodontidae.